Molecule: messenger RNA, 2142 nt
Organism: Lycium barbarum (goji berry)
Lineage: Eukaryota; Viridiplantae; Streptophyta; Magnoliopsida; Solanales; Solanaceae
Product: protein trichome birefringence-like 19
Exons: 2
Coding region: 158-1777 (539 amino acids)
Cellular component (GO): Golgi apparatus
Molecular function (GO): O-acetyltransferase activity
Source: RefSeq, a predicted model, not a curated record
ACUUUGUUAAUGAAGUUAGCGCAAGAUUCGUAUAUUUCAUAAACUCUCUUUCUUUAAUAUUUUCUUUACUCAUUGCCUCUCUUUUUUCUUCUUCUUCUUCCCUCUCUUACUUUAGUUUCUCGUAAUUUUUUGCUUAUGCCCAUACAAAGCUUUCUCCAUGAAGUUCCAAUCCUCUGAACUUCCAAUAGGGAAACCACAAACACGAAGAAAGACGGCACCAAAACUUGCUCCUCUUGUUGCCAUUACAAUCCUUUUCACAAUUAUUCCUAUUUACUACCCUUCUAUACGUUAUUCAUCUCAAAAGAAAAUCUCCGAAGUUAUUUCUUCUAAUUCAGAAGAUACAAUUCAACCUGUAGAAGAUGCAAUUCAACCCGUUGAUCAUUUGGAUAAUGAUUUGCAAGUUAACCAUCCAUGUCCCGUGGAGGACGUCCCCACACAACCUUGUAACGUGCCCAUAAAAGAAGAAGAGGAAGAAGAAGAAAAAGAAAAACCCGAUAAAUUACCUGAAAAAGAUGAGAAAAGUACAAAAUUUGUGACAAAAAGUGACACAACGGAUAAAAAAGUACUACCUGAACCUAGAAAAAAACUUGAGAGACGUGAUCAACGUGCUAGAAAAAAAUCCGGACAACGUGAUUUUACGGUCCCCAAAGUCGUCCCACAAAAAAUAGAUAAGAAGAAACCACCUAAAAAUGGUGAUAUUAGAAAUUUGACGUCUAAAGUAUCAAAUAGUGAAACCUGCGACUUAUUUUCAGGAGAAUGGGUAAAAAAUCCGGAAGGGCCUUAUUAUACAAAUGAUACAUGUUAUGCUAUUCAACAACAUCAAAAUUGCCAGAAAUUUGGUAGGCCUGAUACGGACUUCUUGAAGUGGAGAUGGCAACCUGAUGCUUGUGAGUUGCCAAUAUUUGACCCUAUUCAAUUCCUGGAACUUGUUAAAGGCAAGUCUCUUGCAUUUGUUGGAGACUCUGUUGCUAGAAAUCAUAUGCAGUCAUUGAUAUGUCUCUUGUCCAGGGUUGUAUACCCCGAGGAUAUUUCAGAAACACAAGAUGAAAACAGACGUUGGAUAUACAAAGACUACGACUUCAACAUUUCCAUGUUUUGGGCACCCUAUUUGGUAAGAACUGAAAAAACUGAUCCGAAUGAUGUCACACAACCCUUCAAUUUGUAUCUUGACGAAUUCGACGAAUUCUGGACGAACCAAAUCCAAGGUUUCGAUUAUGUAAUUAUUUCUGCUGGCCACUGGUUCUUCCGUCCAACAAUGUUUUAUUUAAAUCGUCGCCUUGUUGGCUGCCUCUACUGUCCACAAUCCAACGUUAGCCAUGUAACAUCGUAUUUCAGCUAUCGACGAGCUUUUCGGACAGCAUUUCGUGCCAUUAAUAGCCUAGAAAACUAUAAAGGUGUAACGUUUUUGAGGACCUUUGCACCAUCACAUUUUGAGAAUGGGCCUUGGGAUAAAGGAGGAGAUUGUGCAAGGACUAAGCCAUUUAAGAAGAAUGAGAAGGUACUGGAAGAUUACAAUUUGGAAUUUUAUAAGAUUCAAUUGGAUGAAUUAAAGAUUGCACAAAGAGCAGGAAGAAGAACAGGGUUGAAAUUUAGGUUGUUUGAUGCGACACAACCUAUGUUGUUAAGACCAGAUGGUCAUCCUAGUAAAUAUGGUCGAUGGCCUAAUCCCAAUGUUACAGUGCCUAAUGACUGUGUUCAUUGGUGUUUACCGGGACCAAUUGAUGCUUGGAAUGAUUUCUUAGUAGAGUUGUUGAAAAGGGAAGUAGGAGAUUCAUAAUUUGUGUUAAUUUUUUUUUAUCUAUUAGGAUUUGUUGAAAGAAAAUAUCUUUUUUCUUGUUAUCUGGUACUUAAGUGUUUUUUUUUUCUUUGUACUUCCUGUUUCUUUCUUUUGUUUGGUUAGAAGGAGAAAAUUGCUCCACAAAAAAAGAAAAAUAUAAAGAACGUGCAUUUGCAAAUAAUACUUCUGUAAAUUUAUUUUUUGGAAUUCUUCCAUUUUAUUCGAGCAACAUAUCUAUAACACUACAACUUACAAUAGUUCUAAUGUUUGGAGUUCUAGUGUUUUGGUUUUUCCAUACUAUAUUUUUCUCUUGUAGUGUAAUAAAAUGUAUUAGAUGAGGUCUUAUCUCGUUACACAGUAUUCCU